GCGUGUGUGUGUGUGUGUGUGUGUGUAUGUAUGUAUGCAUGGAAACUUUUGGAAUUAGGGUGUGAACUUUUUUUUUUUGGUAACAUGUGAAAACAUUUUUCAAACUUCAGUAUCAGUGAAUAUAAAAGGUUUUAAAAAACAUGUAAUUUAGUCUGACAAGUAUCUUGAAUAUUUGAUGGUGUUAAAGAAUUAAUGUGUCUUUGUUAUUUCAUCAUGUUUCUAUGUCCUCGAAAGAUAUUUUUUUUCUUCAUAUCAACAGUUUAAUGUCAGCCACCAAGAUGACUCCAGAAAAUUCCAGCACCGUCACAGAGUUGGUCCUUAUUGGUUUUUCCAAUCAUCCCCAGGCUGAGAUUCCUCUCUUCUUCCUCUUCUCUCUGAUUUAUCUGAUGAAUCUCUUUGGGAACACAGCAAUUUUUGUUUUGGUGGUAAUUGAUUCCUGUCUUCAGACACCCAUGUAUUUUUUCCUCUGUCACUUGGCCUUUCUCAACAUAUUUUAUACCACAGCUGUGGUCCCCAAAAUGCUCCUCAACCUUCUGGCUUCUAAGAAAGUCAUUUCUUAUGACCUUUGUCUUGCCCAGACCUAUAUCUCCCUGCUAAUGGGAGCAGCUGAGUGCAUUAUUUUGGCAGUCAUGGCUCUGGACCGUUACACAGCCAUUUGUUACCCCCUGCGAUACUUGCUUAUCAUGAACUGGUCUCUGUGUGUGCAGCUGUCUGCAGGAGCCUGGACCAUCAGCUUUUUUGUUUCAGUGGUGCCCCUCUACUUUACCAUAGUUCCCAUCUGUGGCCCUUAUAUCAUCGACCACAUUUUUUGUGAAGUACCUGUUUUUCUUCAUAUGAUUUGUAAUGAUACAUCCCUACAGGAGAUCGUCAUGGUAAUAGGAGCAUCCGGCACCCUCUUGCUUCCUUUCCUCCUUAUUGUCCUCUCCUACCUAAGAAUCCUAGUUGCAGUGAUAAGGAUGCAUUCGGCUGAGGGAAGGAAAAAAGCUUUUUCUACCUGCAGCUCCCACCUGACUGUGGUGACCAUUUAUUAUGGGACAGGGAUGUUCAUGUACAUGAGGCCUAAAUCCGUAUAUUCAGCUGAAGGUGAUAAAUUAAUUUCCUUGUUCUAUGCAGUCAUCAACCCUGCUUUGAACCCUCUAAUCUAUAGCCUGAGAAACAAGGAGGUACAAGGAGCUAUGCAGAGAGCCUUGGAAAGAUGGAAAGUGUUCCAAAGGCAAAAUAUACUACCUUGAGAUACCAAAAGAGAAAAUUUGCAUACCGUAAUGAACCGUUCAAUGCUAGUGAUAAAAAUAACUAAAUUAGUUGCAAAACAUGUUACUCUAUGACAAUAUUAUUACAUCAUUCUCCUCUCAUAGGACUCUAUUCUGAUCCACCUAAUGUUAAUUGAUUCUACCUUUUGUAUUAAAUAAAAC
Molecule: messenger RNA, 1412 nt
Organism: Loxodonta africana (African savanna elephant)
Lineage: Eukaryota; Metazoa; Chordata; Mammalia; Proboscidea; Elephantidae
Product: olfactory receptor 2A12-like
Exons: 1
Coding region: 222-1232 (336 amino acids)
Biological process (GO): G protein-coupled receptor signaling pathway; detection of chemical stimulus involved in sensory perception of smell
Cellular component (GO): plasma membrane
Molecular function (GO): G protein-coupled receptor activity; olfactory receptor activity
Source: RefSeq, a predicted model, not a curated record